Messenger RNA from Tarenaya hassleriana, 1710 nucleotides. Its product is annotated as polyadenylate-binding protein 8-like. Gene Ontology annotation, molecular function: poly(U) RNA binding; mRNA 3'-UTR binding; poly(A) binding. Lineage: Eukaryota; Viridiplantae; Streptophyta; Magnoliopsida; Brassicales; Cleomaceae. The record is from RefSeq and is a predicted model, not a curated record. Gene Ontology annotation, cellular component: ribonucleoprotein complex; nucleus; cytosol. The transcript has 7 exons. Bases 150 to 1568 code for a protein of 472 amino acids.
GAAAAACCCUUCAAGAAUCAAGUUUUAUCUCUCUGGAGUUUGAUUUUUUUUUCCGGACGAGUAGAAAAACUAUUCAGGGAAAAAAAAAGUUCAAUCAAGGUUGAAUUUUUCCGAGGAAUUUCGGUCUUUUUUCCCCUGGGUGUUUGGAAAUGGCUUCGUCGCUUUACGUAGGCGAUCUCGACCCGACUGUCACGGCAGAACAACUCCUCCACCUCUUCAGCCAAGUCGGCUCGGUCUCGUCGGUUAGGGUUUGCACGGACAUCGACAUGACGAGGUCGCUUGGAUAUGGCUUUGUCAACUUCAGUGAUCCCCAGGAUGCUGCUAGGGCAAUGACGGUUUUGAAUUUCACUCUUUUGAACAAUAAACCAAUCAGGAUCAUGUACUCUUAUCAUGAUCCCAGUCGUCUCAAUAGUUGUACUGGAAAUAUUUUUAUCAAGAAUCUGGAGAAGUCCAUUGACAACAGGGCAUUGUAUGAUACAUUUUCUUUCUUCGGCAACGUUGUUUCCUGCAAGGUCGCCUGUGAUUCAUCUGGGGAAUCUAAAGGCUAUGGAUUCGUGCAAUUCGACAAUGAUGAAUCGGCUCAAGCUGCUAUAGAUAAGUUGAAUGGGAUGCUCAUGAAUGACAAGCAAGUUUUUAUUUGUCGGUGCAUUCCUAGGAACGAGAGAGAAAACACUUCAAAAUUCUGUAAUGUUAUUGUGAAGAACCUCUUUGAAUCAACUACUGAAGAAGAUUUGAAGAACAUUUUUGGUGAGUACGGACACAUUACAAGAACCGUAGUGAUGAGGCAUGGAGAUGGAAAGUCAAAGGGUUUUGGAUUUGUGAACUUUGAAAAUGGAGAUGAUGCCAUUCGUGCUGUUGAGGCACUUAACGGGAAGAAGUUCGAUGAAAGGGUUUGGUACGUGGAAAAGGCCCUGGAGAAGUCUGAAAGAGAGCAAGAACUCAGAUCUAAGUUUGAGCAAAUUCCCAAGAAAGAUGCUGACAAUGCUCAGGCUCAGUUUUCACAGAUGAGACCUAUGGCUUUGCCUUCUUCAGCUUAUACUUGGACCCCCAUAUACCCGUCUGAUGCUUCGUAUGGGCAAGUUCCUGCUACGAUUCAUCCACAAGUGGGAUUUGGUUAUCCGCAACAGCAAGUUGGACAAGUCCAAUGGAUUUGGUCAGGUGGUGGUCCGACGCCCAUUUCCGAGGUACAAGCUUUGGGCUCGGCCUUUAGUAAUGUGUCUCUUGUGGAUCAAAGGGAGACGCUUCAUCAUUAUUACCCUCCUGCUCUCAACCCGGCAGAAUCUCCCGCUCCCGAAACAUCACGUGACUCUUUCCAAGAAGAAUCUUUGGCCUUAGCCCUCGCCAAUGCAUCUCCCGAGGAGCAAAGGGAGAUGCUCGGUAAUAGACUGUAUUAUUUGGUGGAGCGGUUAGAGAGCGAGAGAACGGAUAAAGUGACGGGAAUGCUUCUUGAGAUGGACCAGACCGCGGUUCUGCACCUGCUCGAGUCACCGGACGCGUUGAGGGACAAAGUGGCCGAGGCUAUCGAGUGUCUUAGGCGUGCCGACGAAUCUGAUGAAGUUUCCGAGUGAAGAGAGAGAUCACAUCUUCGAUUUUUUUUUUUUGGAAUUACAUUUUGAAUCAUGUUCAUUGGUAAACAGAAAAUAUAAUCGGUAAAUAGAAAAUGUUCAUAGGUACAUGUUUUUUACAUUGGUAAAUAGAAAAUAUAAUCGG